UUAUCAGUCAACAUUCUUAAUUUUUAUUGCAAUUCAUUUUAUAAAUUUAAUCAACAAUCAAAAAGAUUUAAAUGCUACAAAAAUUCAUCAAUAAAUAAAUAUUUUUAAUGCUACAAAAUUUAUUGAAAAUCAGCGAAAGUUUUAUUUAUUUAAAAACCGAAUAAAAAUAUUGGACACGAAUGAUAUUUCCAUUUAGGUAUACUGUCAGUGUGAUAGUAUGGACAAUUCCCAGAUUAUUCACCGUAACAAAAGACUCAACAAUAAAGAUUCCAUGAAUAAUUCAGAGGAGUUAAUACUGAGGAAUUUAUCUAAUCAUCGUUUAUCAUUCCUAAUUGAAAAUGAUCCCACAAACCUUGACGAUAUAAGCGAACAAAAUAGUGACCAAGAGUUAAAUCGCCCAAAACCUAGCAAAUUAAGUGGGGCGGGGUUAACUGCUGCCGAACACAGAAUAUAUGAAGACUCGGAUACCGCUUCCAACAAAUGGAUGAAAAAUUCUUUGUAUUUCAUUCGCCGGCAAACGCUUUUAGAAUUUGAGAAAAGGCGUAAAAGUUGGAAGAGAUUAAAAUCCUCCGAAUGGUCUACAUGGGGUAAAUGGUUAUUCGUUCUUGGAUUGAUAACUACUUUCUGGUGCAUAGGCUCGUUGGUUUGGAAACUGGCUUAUAUCGACUUUUACCUGUAUCAAAUGCGCGAGGAUAAACAAUUCAUUAAAAAUGAUCUGCAAAGAAUGUUACAAACUGAAAGAGCGGGUCGAAACGUGGAAAUAAACUACGAACCAAUUAUAAGAAGGACGUGUACCACAGAAAAUUUCAAAUUUAUCAUAUCUCUCAUCGUGUGUUGCAUAGCUUCGGCGUUCGGUUUCCUAUUGAUAUGUUGCGGUUUGGCGGGCAUAACUGUUGAAGUUGAGGAAAAUUUGGAAGAAGAACUAAUGGAUUAUUUAAAGAGUGUAUGCAGUAAGGAACCCGGAGAUUUAUCAGCACCAAUAUAUUCGAGUAACCAAACAUUGUACGAUGGUCAUAGAGAGGAUCCUGAACCCAAAUCGGAUCAAGAUGUAAGAGACUUAAGAAAUAUUCAAUCGUGUCCCGAUAAAAUCCUUAAUAAAAACAGUUGCCAUAUCUUAAAUAAAAAUGCCAAAUCUCAACCGGACAUUUCGCGAACGUCCGCUAUAUACAAGGACGGGAAAAGUUUAAAGGGUAACGAGGUGCUUCCCCUGAUACGUAUGAACAAAGCCGAAAGCGGCAAAUCACAGUAUUUUGACGCUCUUCAGUGAUAUUUAUAAUUUAUUUGAAAAGCAAUUAUUUUAUUAUUUUUGGAAUCUUGUCAAAGGAUGCUAAUAUCUUAUACUACUUUAAACUUAAUAUGUAUAAUAUCUAUUUAUUUUUUUCUAAAAAUAAAAUGAA
This is a messenger RNA of Gordionus sp. m RMFG-2023, 1397 nucleotides long. RefSeq lists its product as uncharacterized. The transcript is spliced from 3 exons. Lineage: Eukaryota; Metazoa; Nematomorpha; Gordioida; Chordodea; Parachordodidae. The coding region runs from base 218 to 1267 and encodes 349 amino acids. The record is from RefSeq and is a predicted model, not a curated record.